AGCUCGGAUAGGCUCCAGCUUGCCUGCGAUCCUGUAGAACAGGAUAAAGCAGCUAGAGAUGAUGAGAUGAGAUAACUUUCUACUUUCACUUUUGAUCAGACGACUGAUAGAAAAUGGCUUCGAAUAAAGGUGCUGAGGAUGAAAACUCUGACUCCGAUUGUCUGAACAUAUUACUGAUUGGGAAAACAGGAAAUGGGAAAAGUGCAACAGGAAACACCAUUCUAGGAAGAAAAGAAUUUAAGAGUGACAUGAGCAUGAAAUCUGUGACCAAAAUGUGCCAGAAGGGAAUUGGAGAAUUCCAGGGCAAAUCAGUAGCUGUUGUGGACACUCCGGGACUCUUCGACACCACGCUAUCAAAUGAAGAGGUAACAGAAGAAAUUGUGAAAUGCAUCUCAAUGGUGGCACCAGGACCUCAUGCCUUCAUCAUUGUGUUGACUGUGGGAAGGUUUACUGAGGAAGAGAAACAAACACUGAAUCUGAUUAAGAUGAUGUUUGGUCCUGAGGCUGCAAAGUACAGUAUAGUGCUGUUUACCAAAGGAGAUCAAUUGACAGAUAAAACACUAGAAGAUUAUAUCAAAGCCAGUGAUGAUGUACAUGUGAACAAGCUAAUCAGGGACUGUGGUGGAAGAGUUCACUUGUUUAAUAACAAUACAGAAGAUACCACCCAAGUUAGCGAGCUUCUCCAAAUGAUUGAAGAAAUGAUAAAGUUCAACAGGAACAAUUAUUUUACUAAUGAGAUGCUUGAGAUGGCAGAGAUGUCAAUACAACAGAAACAAAAGGAGAUACUGAAAGAGAGAGAAGAGCAGAUGCAAACUGAAAGAGAGGCUUUGAAGGAUAAAUAUGAAGAAGAACUUGAACAGAUGAAGACUAUGGAGAAAGAGAGAGAACUGUUGGAAGAGGAAAGACGUAAAAGGGAAAACACUUUUAAAGAGAAGGAAGAAGCACUGAGGGGAGAAUUUGAGAAGAAAGAAGAAGAACAGAAAGAGAAAUGGUUGAAAGAGAAUGAAAGAAGAGAAGAAGAGGAAAAACAACAAACUGCAGAGAAUAACCGCAUGUUGGAUGAGAUGAAAAAAGAAAUAGAAAAUCAACAAGCAAAAUUUCUCCAACAGCAAGCUGAAAGAGAUGAGGAGGACAGAAAAAGGGCAGAGAGAGAGAACGAGAAUAAAGAACACUUUGAGCAUCAACAAAAGCAAGCAAUUACAGAACUAAAACUCAAACAGCAAGAAGAGAUGAGAAAGAGAGAUGAGGAAGAACAAAAGAGAAGAAAAGAACAGGAAGAAGAGACAGAAAACUGGAAGAGAAAAAUGAAUGAGGCAGAAAAUGAUAAAAAAGAAAUUAAAGAAGAUAUUGAAAGAAAACUGAGAGAACGGGAGACGCAAUGGAAGGAACAGAUGAAAGAGAGAGACGAUGAAUACAGGAGAACAAGAGAGAGACAUGCUGAAGAACUGAGAAAACAAGAGGAAGAUCAGGAAAAAAUGAGGAAAAGAUUUGAAAAGGAAAGAGAACAAGAGCGAAAUGAGUGGCAAGAGGCAGAACGGAAGAAAAGAGAGGAAGCAGAGAAAGAGUUUAUGGAAAGGAAAAAGAAAAUAACACAGGAGUAUGAGGAACGGGAAAAUUUAAGGAAGGAAGAGUGGAAUAAAAGAAUCCAAGAGGAAAAUGCAAGAAGAGAAGAGGAGAGACAGGAACUAAAGAGACUGAAAGAGAAGAUAGAAGCAGAAAGGCAAGAGGAGAUCAAAAAGAGAGAGAAAGAAGAUAAAGAAAGAAAAGAAAAAGAAGACAGAGACUGUGAGGAAAUGAAAAAUUGGUAUGAGAAGAAACAGAAAGAAAUGGAGACCAGAUACAAGUCUGAGGCUCGAAGAAAAGCUGAGGAGAUUAAUGGCUUAGUAGCUAAACAUAAACAACACAUAAUGAAAUUGAUUGGCAAGCACCAAAACGAGUAUAAUGCCCUCAAAGCUCUGUAUGAAAUUGCAAAAAAAGAUCUUUCCCAAGGAAGUGGAUGUAUUAUUAUAUAAAAGUUCAAUGAUACUUUUCUGACAUUUACAUUCACACAAACAGGAAGCCAUACAUCUACAUUUUUAAAACUACAUUACUUCUUUUCAUUCACUUUUUCAUCAGAAUUAAUGAGGACUCUCAGUCUGAUUAUAUUGUCGACAUUUGAAGCUUAUUAGAACUGACUGUGCUGUAAGUUGACAGGAGGUCACACAGUGUAUUUUCCAAUCAUAUAUGAAGUUUCAGACAAUUACAGUGUUUCCAUGUUUAAAUUAAUGUUCGACUUUCUUUCAUUUAUAAAAAUUACAUUACGUUGAAGAUUUUCAUCUAUGCAGCGAUCAAUUCUAUAUAAAGAUUUU
Molecule: messenger RNA, 2348 nt
Organism: Neoarius graeffei (lesser salmon catfish)
Lineage: Eukaryota; Metazoa; Chordata; Actinopteri; Siluriformes; Ariidae
Exons: 2
Coding region: 114-2012 (632 amino acids)
Molecular function (GO): GTP binding
Source: RefSeq, a predicted model, not a curated record